Lottia gigantea (owl limpet) is the source of this 1071-nucleotide messenger RNA. RefSeq lists its product as hypothetical. The annotation marks the transcript as partial. The transcript has 2 exons. The record is from RefSeq and is a predicted model, not a curated record. Gene Ontology annotation, molecular function: protein binding. NCBI's taxonomy places the organism in Eukaryota, Metazoa, Mollusca, Gastropoda, Lottiidae.
AUGUCGUUCGUGCAACUUUUACCAUUCUUUCUCUUCCUGACAAUUUCACAGUCCAGCAGUCAAAGAUGGCCAUUGUCUGGAACGUGUUAUCCAUGUUCAUGUGACAUUAACCAGAAAGGCUUUGGACGAGUAAAAUAUGUCAAUUGCUCAAAUUUGGCAUUAACGAGAAUUCCGAGGAAUUUACCAUUGGAUUUACAUACUUUGGAUUUUUCCAAUAACAGAAUUUUGCCUCAAGAGAUUCAGCAAUUGUGUACGUUUAAUUCCAUGCAAUAUGUAGCCUUGUCUUAUAAUAGUCUUGAUUCUAUUCCUCCUGAAAUAUUCAAGGACUUAGAAAAUCUUCAUACAUUAGUUUUGCACGGUAUUUCUUCAAUACCAACAACUAAUAUUUUUGAGGAUUUAUUUAAUUUAGAAUAUUUAGACAUUAAUGAUUGUCAUGUAAAUCAGAUUCCUGACAACUGGUUCCGCAAACUUUACAGUCUUAAAACUUUAAAGCUACGCCAGACUGGUAUACGCUCUAUAGAACCAGGUGUCUUGGACGGUCUCCUUAAUCUUCAGGAACUAGAUCUGUCUCACAAUGUCAUGAGGACAGCCCAAACGGAAAGUUUCAAGCCCAUCGUCCAAUCUAUACGUAGGAUCAACUUUAGGGGAAAUAUGUUCAAGACAAUUGGCGACCAUUUAUUCGAAAAAAUGUAUAAUUUGGUAGAACUGGAUCUCAGCGACAAUAAAUUGGAAUCAAUUCACAAAAGGUCCUUUCUGGAUUUAAGACAGCUAAUAAAUUUAGACAUUCGAGAUAAUAAGCUCUCUAAUUUGCCGGGUGGAUUGUUUAAGAAUCUCCGCAAUUUACAAACAUUAAAUUUAGCUAUGAACACUUUUAACAAUUUUCCUGAAACUCUAUUCAAAAUAGGUUAUCUGCUGAAGUUGGACCUAUCUUACAACCGAAUACGGCGUCUUCCUGAUAGCUUUGUCCACAGUUUCCCGUAUUUAGAGUUUUUGAACGUUGAUAAAAACCCUCUUCAUUGCGACUGUAAGAGUCUCGAUGUUAAAUUUUAUCAACCUAACCUAGUCAUAAUU